AUGUUUGCCCUGAGCCCCGGAACUUCCCCUCCGCCCACACCUUAUCUUACUAUUCUAAAUACAUAUUUCAAGCCAGGCUUGCUAACGAGGUUGGAGAAAAGGGUGAAAAGGAAGAUGGUGCUGGCUCUGGAGGAGCUGACUCGGCAAAUAGAAGAAACGCACAGCCGGCGGGAAGGGCUGCUGGAGGACGGCUGGCAGCUGCUGGAGGAGAAAUCCCGCGUUCAGGCUGAAAACCAGCUUUUCAUGGAACACCUGUGCAGGAGGAACGCGCAGUGUAGACAGAGACAGGAGGAGCUGUGGCAGCGGCGUUUCCAAGAAUGUGAAGAGAUGCAACAGAGGAGACAGGAAUUAGCCGCCAGAUACAGCCAGGGAAGGGCAGACCUUCAAGCCCAGCUCUCCCGGGGCGGAAAGACCCUGUCCGAGUUGAAGCAGCGGUUGCAGACACUGAAGCCCGUUUACAUCGUAAAGGAGAGGCAGGACAAGAAAAUGCAGGCCUUAGAGAAGGAGAAAGAGAAAAUCCGAGGUGAGACCGCUGCCAAGGACCAGGAGGCACACUUGCAGUUCCUGCGAGAGAAGGCUCUGAUGGAGGAACAACUGGAAGACUUACACAGCAUGGAGCUGGGGCGGGUCGACACCAGGGAGCUUACUGGGAAGUACCAGGCCUUGGCGCGGGCAGCCAAGCAGGCUCACUUUGAGUUCUGCAGUGGCCUCCACAGGGAGAACCAGCAGCUACGGAAGGAAUUGCAGCAACUGAGUCAGGAAUACCACAAGCUGGAGGCUACAAGAAGCCAUCUGGAAAAGCAGCAGCAGCGGUUGAAGGAGAAGCAGUGGUAU
Molecule: messenger RNA, 834 nt
Organism: Nannospalax galili (Upper Galilee mountains blind mole rat)
Lineage: Eukaryota; Metazoa; Chordata; Mammalia; Rodentia; Spalacidae
Product: coiled-coil domain-containing protein 121-like
Exons: 1
Source: RefSeq, a predicted model, not a curated record